AUGGCCGCCCGCGGCGGCACCUUCAUCCCCAGCCCCUCCGCCGCCACCUGCAAGGGGGACCGCAGGGCGAGCGGCCGAGCCCUGGGCCCGGCCCCCGCCAGUGUCCAUGUUGGGCCCCCCGCUUGUCCCCAGAGUGCCACCGCCCGCUGCCUCGCGGCGCGGCGCCUGCCCCGGCCCGCGGCCGUGCGGAGCCGCCCGCGCCGCGCCUGGCGCUGGGGGAACCUGCUCGUCUCCUUCGCGCACUCGGUGCUCGCGGGGCUCUGGGCGCUGCUCAGCCUCUGGAACUCCUCGGAGCUGCUCGGGGACAUCCAGGACGGCUACUGCGUCUCGGGGCACCUGCUCGUCUGCUUCUCCUCAGGCUACUUCAUCCACGACAGCUUGGACAUCAUCAUGAACCACCAGUCGCGCUCGUCCUGGGAGUACCUGGUGCACCACGCCAUGGCCAUCUCCGCCUUCGUCUCGCUCAUCGUCACGGGCCGCUUCCUGGUGGCGGCGAUGCUGCUGCUGCUGGUGGAGGUGAGCAACAUCUUCCUGACGGCGCGCAUGCUGCUCAAGAUGAGCAACGUGCCCUCGCCGGCACUCUACGAGCUCAACAAGUACGUCAACCUGGUGAUGUACUUCGCCUUCCGCCUGGCGCCCCAGGCCUACCUCACCUGGUACUUCCUACGCUACGUGGAGGUGCAGGGCCAGGGUGCCUUCCUCAUGGCCAACCUCCUGCUGCUCGACGCCAUGAUCCUCAUGUACUUCUCCCGCCUCCUGCGCUCCGACUUCUUCCCCUCCUUGCACAAGGCGUCUGCAGGGAGAGACGUGGACGGGGAGAAGUUCCUGAUAGACUGAGAGGCGCCGCGUGCCGGGAGCCCGGCGCCGGCUCCGGGAGGCCUUCCGUACCUGCUCCGAUGUGCCUUAGGGCUCGCUGCCUUCACCCGCUCC
Nothoprocta perdicaria is the source of this 930-nucleotide messenger RNA. RefSeq names its product TLC domain containing 1 (gene TLCD1). Bases 1 to 837 code for a protein of 278 amino acids. Gene Ontology annotation, cellular component: plasma membrane. The transcript is spliced from 5 exons. The record is from RefSeq and is a predicted model, not a curated record. NCBI's taxonomy places the organism in Eukaryota, Metazoa, Chordata, Aves, Tinamiformes, Tinamidae. Gene Ontology annotation, biological process: phospholipid homeostasis; plasma membrane organization; membrane assembly.